Messenger RNA from Podarcis muralis (Common wall lizard), 3064 nucleotides. It is a transcript of the gene THEM6, whose product is annotated as thioesterase superfamily member 6. The record is from RefSeq and is a predicted model, not a curated record. Lineage: Eukaryota; Metazoa; Chordata; Lepidosauria; Squamata; Lacertidae.
CAAGCGAGCAAGCAGCAUCAUCGUUACAUAAGGCCGAGGAAGACGCUGAACCUGCGCAGGAAGCCGGAGAGGCGGCUCGGAGCGCAAUGGAGGAGGAGGGCGGAAGACGGCAGAAGGAAGAGGAGGAGGAGCCCCGCCGGUGACCUUCGCUCCCCGGCGCCGGCUUUGCAAGACGGCUGCAAGCGCAGCUUCCCACGCGCGCGUCAAGGGGUCCUCUGCAAGCACCGCCUCGACGGCGCGCCCAGCUCUUUCCUUUGCGCCAUGGCGGAGCUGGCGUGGGCUCUGGGGGCCUUGGCCGCCCUGUUCGCCCUGCUGGACGGCUGGUACCUGCUGCGGGUGCCCGUGACGCUGCUGUACGCGCGCUGGGCGCUGCCCACGGUGUGGGACUUGCUGGAGGAGCAGAGCUUCGCCAGCCGGGUGCUGCCGUCGGACCUGGACUGCCUGGUGCACAUGAACAACGCGCGCUACCCGCGCGAGGCGGACCUGGCGCGCCUGGCGCACCUCACCCGCUGCGGGCUGCUGCGCGCCGUCCGGGGCUUAGGCGCGCACACGGUGCUGGCCGCCUCGACGUGCCGCUACCGCCGCUCGCUGCACCUGCUCGAGCGCUUCGACGUGCGCACCAGGCUGCUGGGCUGGGACGCGCGCGCCUUCGUCCUGGAGCAGCGCUUCGUGCGCGCACGGGAUGGCUUCGUGUGCGCCGUGCUCCACGUCCGGCUGCACGUGGUCGGGGCUAGCCCCGCGCAAGCCGUCGAGAUCCUCUGCCGCAGGAAGGUGGAGUCUCCUGAACUUCCUGAGGAAAUACUACACUGGUUGAAAUACAAUGAAGUCAACAGCCAAAAGUUACGGGCAGAGAGCGAUUUGCAGGAAAACAACAAGGAAGAGUAAUGGGAUACCUCAAACCCGUUAUGACCUCAGUGCAGGAUCCUUCCUUCGGAAUCGCUGAGGAUUAUUAAGACUCCCCUUUUCAGCUACCGUGAGAAAUAUAAAGUUCUUGCACCGCAGCAACAACAAAGCCAGCCAAUUUGAUAGUCAGCCCCAAAGGAUUGGGACCACGUGGAGCAGUCUUAUGGUUCCACCCUGUCGGCAGCCAUACACAGGGAAAUAAGGUCACGCCAACCCAACCGUAGUAUAGCACUGGAUUUAGCCGCGAUCCUGUCCUCAUCCACUGGGCAUUACUCGAGAACAGGAAUGCCGUCCCCCUGUUCUUAACCUGUUCUUGUUUACGAAAGCCGACCCUGAUAUUUCUGUGGUGACCAUCACAGCCCAGAAAACUUAGGAGAGAUGUGUUUUGGGUCUAUGAAAGGGGAACCCAGUUGACUUUUUGAUUUGAGAUCACCACAGAUCCAGGGCUCUGCAGAAACCAAAGUAUAAACGGGCAACCUAAGUCUUGCGGGGAAGCCUGGGUUGUCGUCUGCUUACAAACUGGAGCCAGUGACGUUGCUCUCCAGAUGUUGUUGAACUAAAGCACGCCUCGUUGGCCAGGCUGAGGAGGGUUGGAGUCCACAACAUCUGCAGAGGAUCAUUUUGGCUAUCCCGAUCUACUGUGACGAAUCUGCUGCCAUUGCUCAUUCGCACACGGCUGGCUUCAUGCAAAUGCUUGAAAUCGGAGGUGGGGGACCUGUGGUCCUCCAGAUGUUCCUGGGACUACAUCUCCCAUCAUCCCAGGCCAUCAGCCACUUUGGCUGGGGCGGAUGGGAGUUGGAGCUCCAAACAAGAUCUGGAAGGCCACAGGUUCCACAUCCCUCCAGUGUUUAAUGGAAACGUGUACAUCCAUCAGAGUCCAGGUGGACCACACAAGACCUUCAACUCUUUCUGCUGGAAGGUCUUGUAGGCCUCCUAGGAGAAAGAGUUGUUCCAUGCAGGCCCCACCCGUGGCCAGCUGAUUUUCCUUGAAGUGGGGGACAUUCCAGUAUUAGGACUUAGCUCAGGCUUCCUCAAACUCGGCCCUCCAGAUGUUUUUGGGACUACAACUCCCAUGAUCCCUAGCCAGCAGGACCACUGGUCAGGGAUGAUGGGAAUUGUAGUCUCAGAACAUCUGGAGGGCCAAGGUUGAGGAAGCCUGGCUUAGCUGAAAGGGGAUUCCGUGUAGCACAUCCGAUUCCCACAGCCUUGCAUGAGCUAGCACCCGUUUAAUACAGCAGAGACAAUCAGGGUUUGAUGUUCACAGCACCAAAUAUACAAAACAGGCACAGACUUAUUUCAUUCUACAUGGUUCUUCUGUUCCAGAGAGAUUUUUUCCCCCGUACUUCUGGUGAACCAGGAGGAAACCUGCGUGGUUUAAAAUAGCUUUGAGGAAAAAUUGUUGUAUGUUCUUUAUUGUUACUGCAUUUAAUUAUUCGGUGCUGAAGAUUGAUUGGUGGUUUUCGAAAGGGGUUGUUUUUUUAAAAAAGUUAAUCCAGUGGAAUAGAAAGAUCAACCAUUUUGCACAGGAGGGAAUCAGCACUGUCUUCAAGUCUUAUUUAUUUAACUUAUUUUCUUUUGCACUGAUACGUUGCUUUUUUCCGUUCGAGGCGGUUUGCAGUCUUGAAGCGAGAGCUUGCAGCCCGGCAGAGGGAGGAAAACAGAGAGGAACAUGAUAAAAAUUGGGUACCAGUUGCUGCACAAUUUAAUCAAUUCCGUACUGACCACAGAGGGAGCCAGGUUUGGGAGGAAAGGGGUGAAAUUGCAAUUGUACCAGUCUCACCUGCAUAGGUUAUGUGGGCAGGUGAAAGUUAGGCAUCAAGUUACACCAAGGAUGGCUAAUGUUGCCCUGCAGAUAUUGCGCUAUAACUCCCCAUUACUCCUGACCAGCCGCCAUGUUGGCUGGGGGCUGAUGGGAGCUUGGAGCAAGGCUAGGGAACACAGUUUGGUACAGCUGAGUUAGAAAUACAACUUCAGGCAUGUUCUCCCAAGCAUAGCUUCAAUUGACUUGCAAAUGACCUGAGAUCUCCCCACAAAAAAGUAUUCCAUUUUAAAAAAUGUUCCUUGCCAGUCCCCCUCCUACUGUGGUACCUUCAACGAACAGUGGUAAAUUUUACAUGUAACGUAAAUGCAGCUAAAUAAAUAUGGGCUGAUGCUACCGUGA